Messenger RNA from Pararge aegeria (speckled wood butterfly), 5921 nucleotides. RefSeq names its product protein RCC2 homolog. Lineage: Eukaryota; Metazoa; Arthropoda; Insecta; Lepidoptera; Nymphalidae. Bases 143 to 1588 code for a protein of 481 amino acids. The transcript is spliced from 12 exons. The record is from RefSeq and is a predicted model, not a curated record.
CUGAUACACUUACACCAAAGAGUAGGUGCUUACAACUACAAAUUACAAUUUACAGUUACUGGAUUAGCUACAUUGAGGGAACGUCUUUAAAAUACAAUAAUUAGUUUUUUCACUAUUUUGUGUUUCGCUUAACUCACCGAACAUGUCAAACAAUGUAAAUCGCAAAAGGGCAGUUCCACCCUUGAAAAAAGUUCCACAAAAAGCUAAGAAAUUACGCAAGCAGAUCUCUGAUGAUGAAGACAGUAAUGAUUCUACAAUGUCCGAUCAACCUCAAGAGGCUCCAAGAGAACCCUCACCUCUUCCAGAUGAACUUACAGAAAAAUUACCAGAAGAGUUGCUUAAGACAUUCUAUAAAACUCCUGGGAUUCUCAUGAUUGCAGGACUUGUGUCCUGGGAUUUGGUAUCCAAGAGGGAUAAUAAUCCAUUGAAGAAAACUCAUCCCAAUCUCUUCACUUUCCAUAAGUUUACAGAUAAAAAGUAUAGACUAAUAGUCAGUGGAUGUAGUGCGGGUCAUUCAAUUCUUGUUUCUGAAGAGGGAGAUGCAUAUACUUUUGGGCGCAACACAUGUGGACAGCUAGGUUUUGGCGACACGACCACACGGAAUCUACCUGAGCUUGUGCCCACACUCGAAGGCCUAAAUAUAAUUCACGCCGCUGCCGGCAGAAAUCACUCCUUAUUUGUAACAGACACUGGCACUGUAUACGCUUGUGGCGACAACAAGAGCGGUCAGUGCGGCCUCGGCAACACCACGCCCUUGAUUCACAAGCCCACCCGCAUCCGAUACAGUGGUGCUCCGAUAGUAAAGGUGGGAUGUGGUGCAGAGUUCUCUCUGAUACUUGACUGCAAUGGAGCUUUACACUCGUUUGGGCUGCCAGAAUAUGGACAACUAGGUCAUAACACUGAUGGGAAAUAUUUUGUGACAUCCACCAAGCUUUCGUACCACUUUGAGACCGUUCCUAAAAAGAUGACAUUUUUCUAUGAGAAAUCUAAGGAUGGGCAUGUGACACCGAUCAAAGAUGUUGCCAUAGUUGAUUUUUCUUGUGGCAAUAAUCAUACGGUUGCAAUAGAUUCAUCAAAACGUGCCUUCAGUUGGGGAUUCGGCGGGUUCGGUCGUCUUGGCCACGCGGAACAGAAGGACGAAAGUGUACCGCGCCUUAUCAAGUACUUCGACUCGCAGGCGCGCGGCGUUCGCUCCGUGCACUGCGGUGCUACAUACAGCCUUGCUGUUAACGAGCUUGGGGCUCUAUUUAUGUUUGGCCAAACGAAGCGCACUGGAGAGGCAAACAUGUACCCAAAACCAGUACAAGAUCUCACAGGCUGGAACAUCCGUAGUGUGGGUACCAGCAACACAUCGAUUGUCAUUGCAGCUGAUGACUCACUGAUUGCUUGGGGAGUCUCCCCAACCUAUGGUGAAUUGGGGACGGGUGACAUAAACAAGUCCACGGCCAGACCUAGAGAAGUGUCUUCAAUGGAAGGAUUGAACAUCACCCAGGUGGCCAUGGGUUUCUCUCAUACUUUGCUUCUCUGCAACGAUAGCUCGGAGGAAGUGAAGCAGAAGUUGGCAACAAUGCCUACAUUUGACCCUUAAUUACAUUACAAUUUGCGCGAAACAUGGGAAGCGUGUAACGGUAAUCGUACCACAUAUCCCAACAUUACGUAAGCGUGAAUGACUUUAAAUUAUUUUGUGUAUAUUUGUAGUUGGUUUUCUUAGUUAAUUCAUUUUCCAUUACGAUACCGUCUAGAUGCGACCUAGAAAUAUUUGUACGAGUGGAGUUUAAAAACUUGCCACACCCUUACUUUUAAGUCUAUUAUUUUAAAAUUAAAUGCUGAACCUGAACAAAUUUAGGAAACAGCUCAUAGCAAUUGUAACUUCAGAUUUACGUAAUGCAGGGUAUUACUUUAAUGGAUUAGAAUUCAGCAUAAUGUUCUAAAAUCAUAUGUUUGACUUUCGUAUGUACUUAACUCAAUUGUCUAUUGUUAAAAAAAAUAUCGCAGUCUCUUCACACAUAACUCACCGUUUAGUUAGUAAGUUCUAAAUGUUUCUCGAUAAUCUGCAACCGCAUUGCUUGUAUUUAAUAUAGGUAAAGCAGGCAGUGGCUUCCCUCAAGCUACCUGGUAAAGAUGGUAAUUAACACGGUUUGCAUUCAUUACUCUUUAAUUUCUUAAUAUUUAACAGGUUCAUGCAUGUUUUUUAAAUAAGACUUAUCUGUGUGAAUUAAUGUUAUGCCAGAUCCUAAUAAUUAUUUGGGAGGGGAUUUUAAUCAUGGAACGUUUUUCGAUUAAUUAGCCAGUUGUGAUUGUGGCAUUAGGUGUAAACUUAUGCUAGAAGCAAGAGGCUUAAGGUCUGCUGAAAAUGUCAACAACAAGGAAACCAGAAAUACAUUUUUUUUAGUGUCACUAAAGUUUCCCGAUUAGAAAAACAAAUGUACUUUUACCGCGUUUGAUGCUGUCAACACGUUGCUGCAGCUGAGGCCAAAUGUUAAGCGUUCGCGAUCCAACGCCUCUUGCUGCCCUUGAUAUCAAACCAAGACAAUAAUCGUCUUCUAUUUUGAAUCAUAUAAAUCGUUAAUAAUGAACAGUUAGUUAACUGUGACACGAAUCAUUUGAUGUCAAUUAUUUUCAACAUAAAUGAUUAUAAGAAAAAUGCAAAUAUAUCGGUUUGUAAACCCAAUACGACGCCAAGCCUGUUGUGUCAAUUAUAAAUUGGUAUUCAAAGAAAUACAGUAACGCCCGACACUAGACAUAGCGUCUAAUAUUUCUUUAAAUACCGAACUUCGAGCGUUUUAAGUGACAACGUAGGAUUUUCGUAAUGUGUUUCAUCUCAUCGUCUUUGUUAUUAAGAUAGACUUUUACUCUACACCAUUGGAGGUGUUUAUGUUUAAGAUUAUAAUUUUUAAAAAUGGCAGACCUACAAAUAUCAAACGCCUAUCGUAAUUUCAUAGUAAAUUAAAAAGAAAAAAUUAUACACUUCCUUACUUUGUAUAAUUAAAGUAGUUUGACAUCUUGCAACACUCAUUGCUUAAGUGCCGACAAAGCUACACGAUAACUAUACACGACACUCUAACUAUAGAAAACUAACUCUGUUAAGUGUUUAGUAAUUAGUGGAGUGUUAUACAAACUAGGCAGAAAUUUAGGGCAAUAAACACUCAGAUAGUCCUCUUUUUAUAGUGUAGUCAAAUCGGUAUUUUACAUCUAAAUCGAAUUUCUUUAUUCAAAUGACCUUUACAGCUUCGAUCAAUGAUGACGAUGAAUAUACUAAAUGUACACCGAUGCCGAUUCUGUUGUACACAAAUCAGCAAACGAAAUUAAAUUAACAGGUCUAACAGUAGCGCUAUUUUUAGACGUGUCAGUUUAGAUUUGUUUAGAUAUUUAUGUACAACAUUAAUGGCACCACUGUUAGUAUUCAGCAAGAAUCAUUGGAAAAUAUAAUCGCGCACACAUUAUUUCCAUUAGUACUGAGAAAAAUAAAGCCUUAGAACAAGAUGUGCUCACUCACAAUCGAGGACUCGUUCGCAUAUCAGACUCUAGGCCGUCAAAUUAAAAUGAACCUAAUAUUGUUUAUUUAAGAUUUGCAAAUCCUGUACUCGAAAACGACUCCUCAAUUGCGAGCUAGCAUAUAUUGUUCUAAUGCUAAAGGUGUGAAUGUAGAGUGACCGUCCGGAAUAACAAUAAAAGUGACAGUUAACCUUAUUUCAGGUAAUUACCUACAUAUAAAAAGUUACAGUCAAUAUUUUAGAAACACGAACAUGACCGAUGAUGAAAAGUAAGAAGGAAACUUUACUUUUUAUAUUAGUUAUUGAUCGAAGCAAUAAUAGAUAAUUUUCAUCAUUAUUACGAGGUGACGAAUAAAGCUUCAUAUUGAAUUGAAUUUAAAAAGCUCCCCGCACCCAGGCAAUAUUAUAGACAAUAUUCAGAUUAUUGUUAACAAUUAUAAGCGUGUGUCCAGGGUGCCUAACGAUUAAAUGCAUCAAAUUAGUUUAGAACCUAAAUCUUAUGGUCACAGAUCACUGACCUCUAUUACCAUUGGACUGACUGUCCGUAUAAAAAUGACAUUUAUGAUACAGCCAUCAUUGGUUACACCCUGGAACCAAUAUAGUGUUUUUAAUAAUUCGAAUUUUAAUUCCUUGACCACCGUAUUUCAGCUUCGUAAGUUUUAAGCGCCAAAAUUGCGACAGUCAUUUGAAGACAACAACAGAGUGACAGCCUGUAGAUAGGUAACAAAAGAGGUCAGUGUGACAGAUUAAAAUGAACAUAACUCUUUUAUUUAAUGAUUUUGCCAGUCAAACGAUUUCUUAUUGAUUUUUUAACGAAGUCAGCCUGGGUCUUGUCAUAGAUUACGCCUAGCUUAUAAACAUUACACAAUAAGUUCAUCGAAUAUUAAACAAGUAUACAACUUUACAAAUUAUAUAUCAUCUCUUAGCUUGCGUACAAAAAUGUAUUAUAGGUGUAAUAAUGUAAACAAUCGAUUUCCUUUGAACAAUUAAUAUUAUAUUAUUUGCUGGAGAGUAGGACUUGCAUAGUUUCAAUGCAUAUAGGUAAACAAUAGUUUUUUAAAAGGAUAACAAUUUUUAGUGUUUAUAACUGACUGAUUUUUUCUAUUUCAUAGUUGCAGGAAAUAAGACUGGUAUUUUAAGAGUUACUAUAAAUAUAAUUAUAUUUUAUUGACGCCUGGAAUCUUAUGCAUUGAUAUAAGAAAGACCAUUCAGAAAGCAUUUCUUUUGUUUAAAUAUCACGUACCUGAAAUCCAUAACAGCUAAGCUCAUAAGUGAAACACGCCAGUGAUAAGUUAUGGUCUGUUAUACAUUUCCAAUUAAAGUAAUUACAACCCAUUUUAGGUUUUAUUAUUAUUGAUAAGGAUAACUUAGUAUAAAGAACGAAUGCAUGUGAACCAUCCACCGAAUAUAUAUUAUACAGCUUUAGUACCAGUUUCUUUACAAACGAGAUAUAACUUGAGACAGACCUUGGAAACGUCGAUGAUGUUCUAACGAAACAGUGUAAGGUCGGCGUAGAACCUCCAGUUUGUCACUAUGAGUCAAUUGCCUAGUGAGUGAUUUUCUACGUAGGGUUACCUGUUCGUUCGAGUAAAGACGUGCCGCAAAGCGAUUUAGCGUUCCGUCUCUUAUAAUAAUGGGUUUUAUAACACUGCCUCAAAACUUACAGGAUAGUCCGUUACCAUCUUAGAUUGCAUCAUCACUUAUCAACAGGUCAAGGGCUAACUUGUAGUGGAAUAAAAAAACGACGAUCUCUAUGGAAUCGAAAGAGCGCUAUCUAGUGAAAAUAUUGUUACACAGUAUUGUUACUAGAAGAGCGCCAUCUAGUGAAAAUAGUGUUUCACAGUAUUGUUACUAGAAGAGCGCCAUCUAGUGAAAAUACUGUUUUACAAGUAUUGUUACUAGGUGGCGCUCUGUCGACUCCAUAAUAUCUUAGUCGACUUUCACGCCAUUGAAUUCGGAAACGUAGGUAGAACGCAAACUGUGAAUAAUUAAAGUACGUACACUUAUAUGGUAAAUUUUGCGCUGACGUUAUUAUGAACUUAUAAUUUCACUAAACCUAUCGCCUAAAUUCCUUCAAUAAACACCUAAGCAACAUUAUAAAAACUAUUAUACAAAUGCAUUAAACGUUCACUGCCUAGCUGAUGAUUCUCAUAAGAUAUACUGAAACUCGCAUCACCCAAGUAUGAAAGGUUGUGAGAGAUGCGAGAUAUAUAAGGUCACUACGAAUUAUAUUAUUGUUAAGUGUAAUAAUUUAGGAUAUUUUUUUACAUUUUAUAAUUUGAUGGUCGGGGUUCUUAAGGUUAUCAAACGCUAGGUUAAUAAAUGUAAUGUAAUAUAUUGAUUAAUAUAGUGUGGAUUAGGAUAAAUUGGCAGAAGUGACAUUUUCGCGUAUCGAAACUAUAAACCAUCAUAGUACAAUUGACUCUU